Molecule: messenger RNA, 828 nt
Organism: Cannabis sativa
Lineage: Eukaryota; Viridiplantae; Streptophyta; Magnoliopsida; Rosales; Cannabaceae
Exons: 1
Coding region: 1-828 (275 amino acids)
Molecular function (GO): RNA-DNA hybrid ribonuclease activity; nucleic acid binding
Source: RefSeq, a predicted model, not a curated record
AUGGCAUGGGAAUCCAUAGGGCAUGUUCUAUUUUCUUCCUGUCAUGCUAAGGAGGUUUUGAAAAUUUUUGGUUUUACCAUAGAUUUUACAAGUGUACUUCGAAUGAGAGAUGGAGAUUACCUAAUGCAUUUAUCCACAAUUUACAACAAACCAGACCUUGAGAGUAUUCUUUGCCUCAUGUGGUUCAUAUGGUCUGAUCGAAAUAGCUAUGUACAUGGAAAAAUGGUAAAGACACCUAUCCAAAUGUUGACACAAUCUGCUGCCUAUUUACAACAAUUUCAGAGUGUCAACUCUGCUGCAAAACCAGCAGCUAGUUCACGCACCAGUCCAACACCAGUUACAAAGUGGCAGCCUCCUCCAGAGAAUAAAUUCAAAUUAAAUGUAGAUGCGACUUUGGAUUCUUCGAGGAGCAAAAUUGGUAUUGGUGCUAUAAUUCGAAAUUCGGCUGGCCAAGUCGUGGGAGCAAUGUCUAAACCAGCAGUAGGCAAUUUUAAGUCGCAGGAAAUGGAGGCUAAAGCGAUGUUCGUUGGUCUCUCGUGGGCAAAGCAAUAUCAGAUUCCUAUUGACUAUGUGGAAACUGAUUGCCUAAUACUUGUUAAUGCUUUGAAUGGGUGCAUUUCACAAAAUUUGGGUUUCUUUGAUUUGGUUUCUGAUGUAACUUUUCAUUUAUCCUCUUUCUCUAAUGUUUGUGUUUCUCAUAUUAGGAGAGAUGCUAACCAAGCCGCUCAUGGUUUGGCUAAACAAGCAUUACAGCUGGAUAAUAAUUGUAUAUGGUUAGAAGAGAUUCUUUCUACUAUUUUCUCUGUUGUUGUAAACGACUCUAUAUGA